UUUCCAUUUCAGUUGGAGUUCCGCGGCUCGUUGGUGCAGCAGCUCCGUGACGUCACCAAGAAGUUGGGCCUCAGCAUCGCCACGCUGCACUCGGCGGUCGCUCAGCUAGACUUGUUCAUGGACUCGCACCGACUGAGGGCGGAUCGACUGACUCACGUCGCUCUCGCUUGCUUGAGUUUAGCUGCAAAAAGCGAAGAAAAAUUCAGUCGAGCGCCAACACUAAAAACGCUGUCCAAGAUAAGUGGGGUCCAACUCUGUGGGAAGACAUUCAGACAGCUAGAAUGGAUGGUCGGCCAACAUGUGCGAUGGAGGCUGUUGGCGCCAACACCGGUGACCUACGCGGCGCUCUUGGCUCAGUAUGUGGUGACAGAUAGCGACCUGACUACAAGACAUCCCAAGUUUGUAAGGAGGUUCAAGAGAGAUGGCGCUAAACUCCUUGAGGCGUACUUGGAUUUGACUUUAUCUGACGUGCGGCUGAAGGUGGUGGAGUGCGUGGACGUGGGCUGCGCGUGCGUGGCGUGCGCGCGCGCGGAGCUGGGGCUGGCGGCGUGGCCCGCCUGGCUGGCCGCGCGCGCCGCCCGCCAGCCCGCCGCCGUCGCGCCGCUCGCGCGCCUGCUGCAGAGGAUGAUGCAGAUAAUGAAGUCUCGUGAAACAUCAGUGGAAUCGGAGAUUGAUCAGGGGUACAGCAGUGCGCGGACAUCGCCAAACCAGACGCCGAGCACUUCGCCAAGUUUCCACGUUGAACGACGGCCCGACGGUAACUACACUGUUCUAGAUCUAGAAGAGUCCAACACGCAGAGCAUAACGCAGCCCUACACGUUACCGACGGCUGUGGACAUGACCCUACAGCGGGUCAACACUGCCACAGACUACAGGUACUGCCGGUCUCGCCGACUCGUCGACGCUAGCUUAGAAGUCCAACCCUCCACAUCCGUGGCUGUGAAACGUGGCAUAGAUACCAAUGUCGAUAUAGAGAGGAAAAGGUAUAGACUCGCCUCGCAAAUGUCGCAAGUGCUACUAUGAUCACGUCUAGUCUUUAUUUAACUCUGUAUUCGACGACGCCCGUUUUGUUAUAUAACAUUCUCGUCUGUUAUACAGUUGACCUGGUUUGUGUUGUUUAUUUUGUUAUUUAUUUUUUUCAGUAAAUAAAAUAUUUGUAUACAUUCUCGUUAUCGAUGUUGGCAGGAUGUUAUUUAACAAGAUGUACGUGUUUCGUAUAAUAUUGAAUACGGAAUUGGUUGCGAAUACUUUUGAUUGUCGAUUUUAAAUCUACGUAUUGUACGUUAUUACUUUAACUAUUUAUUUAUGUUUACGAUCGGGAGUAUUCGCGGUCGAUAUUUAGUUUAGUUUCAUAUUCCAAAAUAUGUUAAAUAAAGCGUAGCUCAAGCUCUUAUGCUUUAACUCUGUUGCAAGUGGAGAUAAUGUUAUUUUAUUAUUUCAAUACAUCAAUUAAACAAUAUUAUUUACAUUUUAAAAUAAUUAUUGUUUCUUAUUUGCCUUAACAACAAAACAACUUUUCCAAGCUGUAUGCAAAAUUAAUCAUGUAUAGGGUUCUAAAUAAUAUUACAUCCACUUGCAGGGAAAUGUGUUAAAAAUAGCAAUAAUAAUUGAGAAGUUUAGUAUUUACGCUUAAUUAAUGUCGAGAUAGGGUUGUUAGACAAUGAACUUUAAGGGCCAAAGUGCAGCACUGACUGAUUUUUGUCCCGUCACUAUCACAGCACAUUGUUUUUCAUAAUAUGAGCCAGUAAAAUGUCCAAAAAAGGUUUCUUUUUCAGCAAUCAGACAAAUAUUUUUUUUGUAAGCUGAAUCUGUUCUUCUUAUAGCUCCAUAAAGAGUGUGGAUGUGUUUUCUCUGUAAUAAAAAUACCUUCCAUCUCAAAGCAACAACGUCGUGUCAACAACUAAACCAUUUAUAAAAGACUAUCUUUUCCUCUAGCUGCAUUAUCAGCGUGUAUUAAAACUAUAUUUUACUUAACUAUGCGGGCAAGGCAAGGGGCUUUACUUAACUUUAACAUAGCGAUGGGACAUAAAAUCAGCUCAUAGUAUCUCAAGUCAAACUUCUCAAUUAUGCAUUUCUUAAUUAGCAAUAGUUAGUGACAAAUUGUCGAAUGAUCAUCAAAUCUCGAAUUACCAACGCGAUGUUAGCAUUUAAUAGUGAUAUCGAAUAAGCUUAUGAAGUUUAUCGAGUGCGGUUGACGUAACAUGUCUCAAAAACCUAUCAUUUAACCAUUUUUUUUCUCCAAUCCUUGACCACGUAUUUGUAUAAAAGAGGCUUGUCACCACGUCUUAAAGCUGUAUCAUUUGUGGAAAAGAGAAGCAGUGUAUCCCUCUGUCAUUCUUCCACAUUCUUAAUGAUAGUACUCAAAUACCCUAGAAUCCUAAAAAAAUCAGGGGAGAAAUAUAUCUCACAAACCUUGUGAACUUGCUAUGAUGAGGGUUACAUCCUAGCCGAUUUCGGCUACAGCGUCUACUCUUCUCAUGUGGCGACGCUCAUGCGUCUGCAUUUAACUUAUGUAACCAUUCUUCUUCGAGCACAAAGCGGGCUUGUAACAUACGAGAACGAAAAUUAAGAAGGUUAAACCAAAGUUUCAACUAAUAUUUACAAAUAAAUAAACAAAUUUAAAAAACAUAACAUUUGACGAAUUCGGGUAUAAAUGGUGGCAAUUCCCAUUAUACCCAGUAAAUAGCAAUAUCUUUGAGCAUGUUAUGUCAAUCCAAGUUACUGACUGCCUUAAUAUAAUAACGUAUCACUUAACGACGAUUACCAGAAUCGAUUUCGACGAAAUAUUUCCUUAAUUUAUUAUUAGAACUAUCGUGUAUGUUAUUCAGGUGAAAUUGUAUUUAUAAAGGACGUCCCUUGCAGUUUAGUAGUGAAUUCUUGACUAUUUAUAUUUUUAAAGAUUUGAUUGUUAUCAAAAUGUUCUCGUUUAGUAUCUAUCGGCAAGUAAUUAAAACAAGGCAUCUUAAUUGAACCAAUAGGAAUAUAUUUCCAUGGGUCUUUAGGUGCCCUUGCUAAGUUUCUAAAGCGAAUAUUCUACCCACCUGCCGAUAGAGAUACCUCUUAUUAUAACGAAAAAGUUAAAACUGUCCUUAUCACAUAAUUUCACCACAGUCUAACAUCUUAGUAUAUUUUUCUAAAUAUUGUAUCCGAUAUAGCAAUUAGGAAAUUAUGCCAAUUUCUUUUUUAUGCGAGUCAUGUAAGUUAAAUUAUUUUGCUGUUUUGGGUGUAGAGAGGUUGUGAUUACGUACAUUUUAAAUUAUUUAAUGUUAUUAUGUGUAUGCUUGUGAAUGUUACUGUGCAUGUCAACCAGGUUUGUUUUGAUAUGGCGACGUUAGAACACGCCAUAUAGCGUGCUUCUCAAACACGUUAAAAAUUAAAUACGUGACUUACAAGCCUCAACUAAAUAAUGCAUUUUUUAAAGUGGCAAGCAGCCAUUUUGUGUCAGCCAUAAUAUUGAAUUUAGAAUGUGACAGGCAUAGAUAACAUUUGUAAGCAGAAUUGUGGAAUAGAAUCUUGUUUUAAUCGUUUUUAUUGCUCAUUUAUAGUUCACUGUUUAAGUUAUUUUUUACUACUUUUUGUUGAAAGUUAUCUAAGAUUCCGUUCCAUGGUCAUAAUGAGUGUAAGUAUAUGAGUAAGCAUGUGAUGUACAACAAAUAAUUAGCAAAUUUUUGACAAAGUAUCAUGUACUGUGUCAAGCUAGUAACAUAAUAUUAGCACAUCACGUAUUUAACCAUUACCACUUCAUAGUAAUUAUAAUAUUGUUUCCAUAUUUUAAGUCGGUUAAUAAAACAUAGAAAAGGGGAAAUAAUAGCUAAUAUACAAAACACAUAUUCUGAAUUUAAAUAAAAAUUAAAUUAAAUGUAAACUGCGAUCCUAUAUUAAAUUAGGAUAAAAACGUGUAGAGUUAGUUGGUCAUACAGAUUUUCGUAGUAUAAAAUACUUCAUUAGAAAUAAAAAAUACACUAAUAAUAACUUGAUUGUACGUAUCCACUUAAUAGACAAAAUAUGCAAUGUAACUGUUCCUAAUUAUGUUUUGUGAAAAAAAUAUCUUUCGUUAUUAUUUCCUCUUAAAAAGAUAUAAAUUUAUUGAUAACUGAGUAAGUUUAAAAGAAAAUUGUCUAUAGACUCACCAUACAACUUGCUAUGUUAAUUAAGUCCCCCCACCCCUUUCAUUGUCAAUACUCAUUUUCUUAGACAGAGGACAAAAAAGCUUUUGCUGCUAAAAUUGUAAAAUGCGGUAUUAUAUACUCAAUGUUUGACGCCCUUUUAUGCUAAGGGCCUAAAAGUUACCAAUGUUCGUAUAUUAUAUAAAUUUUAACCAUUUUAUUUGUUAUUUUUAACUAAAAUGUAAUACCUUUAUAAAUAAAUGUUAGUUAAACAGUGCUUCCUAACUCAUACUGCCUUAAGAUCGUUUGAUUUGUCCGUAUUUUCAUACGUAAAGAAUUAGGGAUGUAUCUUUUGUAAAAUAUCGAUUUCAAAAUAUCAUUUUAAAGCAACCUCAUUUUUUGGAUGUUCCUAUGGUGUGUUAUGUAUUAAUCGAUAACCAUAUAGAAAAAUAAAUGAAUAUACCAGUUACGAUUGUGAAUUUGCUUUAUAUGUAUAAUGAAUUGUAACAUUGCGAUGUUUAAGUGUUAUCAUCGAUCGAAAAUAUACCCAAAUGUACCAAAAAGAACGUGCUCGCAAUGAUCAUUAUGUAGUACAUAAAUAUAGCAAUAAAAGCUUCAAAAUGUUAUAAAUUAUAAGUACAUGUUUAACGGUGUAGUAAAUGAAUGUUUGUUCGAAGACUGAAGGUUUAGCGUACAAUUGGCAUUGGACUGAACUGAAAAUUAUUUUGUACCUCGGAAAACUUAAGAUAAAGACACAUUUAAAACCUUGAAAUAAAUAUUAUACUUCUUUA
Trichoplusia ni (cabbage looper) is the source of this 4897-nucleotide messenger RNA. RefSeq names its product cyclin-J-like (gene CycJ). The record is from RefSeq and is a predicted model, not a curated record. Gene Ontology annotation, biological process: mitotic cell cycle phase transition; regulation of cyclin-dependent protein serine/threonine kinase activity. Lineage: Eukaryota; Metazoa; Arthropoda; Insecta; Lepidoptera; Noctuidae. The transcript is spliced from 4 exons. Gene Ontology annotation, molecular function: cyclin-dependent protein serine/threonine kinase regulator activity. Gene Ontology annotation, cellular component: cyclin-dependent protein kinase holoenzyme complex; cytoplasm; nucleus. The annotation marks the transcript as partial.